AUGCACAGGCAGUUGAUCGUUUCUUUGCUUUUAUCGUUUGUAAUAACCAUCGAUGGAGGAACUGUUAACUGUUCAGCGUUUGAAAAUAUCAUCUAUCAAGUCACAACAGCUUUUCCUGAUUUCAAACCAUAUUUUAUGCUGUUAACUUUGUUAUCCGGUGGAGUUUUUUUCGAAGAAACUAAUAUCCAAAAUGGUCAAAGUUCGGCUGAACUUGGUGUUCGUCUUGAAUUUGGUACUCGAACAGGAUAUUACGAAUGCAUCGAUGAAAAUACCAUUGAAUUAACUGAUUUUGGUUAUAUAUUUCGAAUUAGUAAACUUCCUGCAUUAGGAGGUAACGAUGCUUUUAUUAUUCAAACGUAUCAUUUUUAUUUUCAAAAUACUUCUUAUGACAAAUGUACGGGUUAUAUUCAAUCAGCAUAUUUUACCCCUGGCCAAGAUCCAUUCGACACUCAAAAUAUUCCGAUUUAUACAGAAGCUGAUCGAAAUUUAACUUGUGAACUUCUAAGUGGAAGACAUUAUCGUUGGCCACCCAAUACAUAA
This is a messenger RNA of Adineta ricciae, 540 nucleotides long. Lineage: Eukaryota; Metazoa; Rotifera; Eurotatoria; Adinetida; Adinetidae. The record is from the annotation of a GenBank genome assembly.